Messenger RNA from Cotesia glomerata, 3049 nucleotides. RefSeq names its product galactoside alpha-(1,2)-fucosyltransferase 2-like. The record is from RefSeq and is a predicted model, not a curated record. Gene Ontology annotation, molecular function: galactoside 2-alpha-L-fucosyltransferase activity. Gene Ontology annotation, biological process: carbohydrate metabolic process. The transcript is spliced from 4 exons. Lineage: Eukaryota; Metazoa; Arthropoda; Insecta; Hymenoptera; Braconidae. Gene Ontology annotation, cellular component: membrane. The coding region runs from base 503 to 1549 and encodes 348 amino acids.
CAGAUACACCGGAUCGAUAAGCUUCCCUCUCCCUAGAAUUUUAAGCAAUGUAAACAAAAAACGAUAACUAUCAUCUAGACACGCGCGAACAGUUCAUUGAAUUGUGCGUCACUUGUUUGUUAUCCUUAUUAUUAUUCUUAUUCUUGUUAUUAUUAUUACUCUUUAUACACAUAUAUACAACACACAUCUACGAAUCUACAGUUGUAUAUUUUCCGCUAAAAAAUCCAUACAACGUGAACGUGCAUCAGCCAGUCAGUGAUCAGCCGUCACAAUAUGACGUCAUUCCACAACAAGUUCUAUUUGUUUUAACUAUUUGAACAAAAUGGAGGCAAUAUGAACAAUCGAAACUUAACUUUAGUGGACAAGAUGAUUAAAAGACCAAGGACGGGUCACGGAAGUUCAAGAAUGCCCGAUUAAGCAAUCAAUUAAAUUAAAUGAUCUAGAAGAGAACCCAAAAACUAGAACCUAGAUAAAAAUUGAACCAAAGAAACUAUUAAUAAAAAUGAGCCACGCACAACAACACGUGCUAGCUAGCGCAAUAGUCCUGGCCUUGUUGGUGGUCUGCGGAAUCCAUGUCUUCCUGUUCCCGAUGUACACGCCAACUCCGCAGCUAAGAUUGACCAAGGUCCUGGCUUACGAGCAAGCUUUGUGUCGCACCAGCUUUAAAAAGACCAGUUUUAAGAUGCAGAGGCACCGGAGCGAGGAUGGUUAUGAGGAAGAUGACGGCUGGUCCAGAAACUCCUGUCCCAGGUAUGGAAUCGUAUCAGCAGCCCAGGGUGGAAGAUUGGGGAACCAGAUCUGGGAGUAUGCUUCUGUUUGGGCAACUGCUAGACGAACUGGGUUGGACCCCUUUAUGCCCAGGUGUAUUCUGAAGACUCUUCAGGAACAUUUUGAUAAUUUGAGCAUCCCGCCGUUGAGUUAUAUUGGAAGAUGUACGCUAGAUGCUGGUCAAGUUGUCAAUUCUUUGGGGCAGUGGAAUAGUACCCAGCAAACUAUUAUUAUUCCCAGACACGCAGCCUACUGGAGCCUGAUCCUAAUUUGGCCAGACGACGUCCGCCGUGAGUUUACAUUCAAGCCAUUUCUCAAACAAUACGCUUCAAUGUUGCUAAGAAAUCUGUCAGUGCGCUUCAACAUCCGGGAACCAACUUACGUCGGAAUCCAUGUUCGCAGAACCGACUACGUAGACUAUUUAUGGCAGAAAUUGAAGGUUAAACCCGCACCUGCGCGGUACUACCUCUCGGCGAUGAACUACUUUUCCAACAAGUACAAGAACGUCGUGUUUGUCGUCGCCAGCGACAGUAUUUCAUGGUGCAAAAACCACCUCAACAAUCAGAAAUACAGAAUUGCAUUUAUUUCUGACCGCGACGCUCACGCCCCCGGUAAAGAUUUAGCGGUAUUAUCAUCGUGUAAUCACAGUAUUAUCGAUUACGGUACUUACGGAUCAUUCGCGGCUCUUCUGUCUGCCGGUGAGACCAUUGUUUAUAAUGUCACCGCCUAUUUUUCUACUAUGAUUGCUGAGGUUUUGCCAAAUUGGCAGGUGAUGAGUUAGUUUCAGUUAUUUUAUCGAUUAAUUCAUUAAUUACCUGACAAAAAACUUCUAUUAUUAACCAUAAAGGUCCACUGAAAUGUUUUAUUGAUGAAACUAUUUUUUUUUUCCGAAAAAAGUCCCUUUAUUUCAAAGGAAAUCGCAAAAGUUCUCUUUUUUCUGGAUAGCUUGACAAAAUGGACGUCAGUUGACAAAAUGGCGCCCAUGCGCGCGCAAUUUUUUCCGCGGGAAGUUUGAGAUUUAAAAGUGGACUUUUCUUGUUAAGAAAUAUAACAAUCGGAAUAUUAUAUAUACUCGUGUACAAUGAUUUAAUCUGUGAUUCUCUUUCUUAUUGUGCCAAAAAAAUAUAAAUUUUCAAUAUUUAUCUUGUAUAUCUAGAAUCAAAAAUAUUUAUUGAACAUGAAGUUUUAUGAAAGUUACGUUUUUUAUUAACAAUCUUGUAAAUAAAUAGUAAAUUUGUUCCAAAUUUACUGAAUAGCAACACUUGGUAGUCAAAAAAGAAAAUAUUGCGUCAGUUUGAUUCAAAUUUGAGUUAAAUAGGGAUAAACUCCUACUAAUUGGCUCCAAAUUAAGAUGAAUAAAGAUUCGCUCCGCCCCUUGACUCUAAUUUUUGUGAAAAACAAAAUUAAAGUUUACAAAUUCAAUUUCAAUAGUCUUAUCAAACUUUUGAAGUUGAUAUAGAAGAAAUGUGUUCGGCUAUUUUGACUCAAAAUAGGGUUAAAAAAGAGUUAGAGGACGUCUUUUUGAGUGGAAAGGGUAAAAGUGGGGAUAAACUCCGCCCACUUGGCUCAAAGUUGGGUCUAGUAGGGAUUUGCUCCGCCCCUUUGACUAAAUUAGUGCCACUAAUAAAAGAAAUAUAAUUUUUUGAGCUAAAGAAUCUUAUCAGACUCUGAAAAUUGAUGAUAGGAAAUAUAGAAUCGGCUAUUUUGUUACAAAUUAACAUUACAAAGCUACAAAAUUUGCCUUCUUUACAAAAAUUAACUGUAGAGAGGGGAUAAGCUCCGCCCAUUUGAUUCAAAACAAUCUCUCGUAGUGGGAAUAAAACACGCCUAAUUGGUUAAAAAUUGAGUUGGUGGGAAUUUGCUCCGCCUUUAUGACUUAAAUUAGUGUCACUAAUGAAAAAAAUUAAAUUUUUUGAAUUAAGUAAUCUUGUCAGGCUCUAAAAAUUGAUUAUUGAGAAUAUAAAAUCGGCUAUUUUGUUUCAAAUCAACAGUACAAAGCUAUAAAAUUGGCCAAUUUUACUCAAAAUAACUACAGAGUGAAAGUAAACAAAAAAUGAUUUGAUAGGGAUUUGCUGACUUUUUCAGUCAAAAUUGAUGAUAAAAGAUAUAAAAUCGGCUAUUAUUACUCAGAUUGUUAUUCCAAAGCUAUAAAGUUUGCCUAUUUGAUUCAAAAUAAACACGGAGUGGAGAUAAACUCCGCCCUUAUGACUCAAAUUAGUGUCAUUAAUGAUGAAGUUUACUUUUUUGUGUCAAAAUUGAUGGUAAGAAAUAUAGAAUCGGC